UUGCAAGAGAGGGCGAUCCCUCUGCCCUAUAAAUACCUCAUCUCAGCCCCGAAGCUCCUUCGCAAUUUCUUCCAGCAGGCCGAAGCUAGGGUUAGGGUUUCCUUCUGAAGGCGGCGAUCUCUUUCGUUUUCGAUCUCUUUUUUUCGAUCUAAGAAAGUGGUGGCAACUCUACUCUUAGUUGUUGCACACUGCUAAAGUGGAGAGUGUGAAGAUUGAAGCUUCUUUUAUGUCUGCCGGAGAUUCUCUCUACUUGGGAACAAUUGGAUUACUUGGAGAAUAUUCUCCUACUUCAAGGAUAAGAUACAGACUCUCCUUUGAGAGUUUUAUGCAUCACAGGCCACUUCAGCAUUGUGCUUCUGGUUGCUGGUUUAUGCAACCUGCCCACGCCGAUAACAAGUUCGCAAAAGAGUACUUCACUCUUGAAUCUGCUGCAUCUUGCUUCUGAUUACGUCGUAUCCUCUCCCAACACUUGAGCAAGAUGGCUUUACAGAACAUUGGUGCUGCCAACAGCGAUGAUGCCUUCUAUAGGUAUAAGAUGCCCAAAAUGAUUACUAAAAUCGAAGGCCGUGGCAAUGGCAUCAAGACGAACAUUGUGAACAUGGUGGAGAUUGCAAAAGCUUUGGCUAGACCAGCUUCUUACACCACUAAGUAUUUCGGAUGCGAGCUUGGUGCACAAUCCAAGUUCGAUGAGAAGACUGGGACUUCCCUUGUUAAUGGAGCUCACGACACUGCCAAGCUGGCUGGGCUUCUCGAGAACUUCAUCAAGAAAUAUGUGCAGUGUUACGGGUGCGGAAACCCGGAAACUGAGAUCAUCAUUACCAAGACUGAGAUGAUCACCAUGAAAUGUGCUGCCUGUGGUUUUACUUCUGAUGUUGAUAUGAGGGACAAGCUGACAACUUUCAUAUUGAAGAAUCCACCGGAGCAGAAGAAGGGGUCCAAGGACAAGAAAGCAAUGAGGAGAGCAGAGAAGGAGCGUCUUAAGGAAGGGGAGGCUGCUGACGAAGAAAUGAAGAAGCUGAAGAAAGAUUCUAGAAAGAAGACGGGUGCUUUGUCCAAGGACGCUUCUUCUAAGGCUGCUACUGGGAAGAAGAAAGCCAACGGUAGUUCUAAGAAAGCCAAUGGUAGUUCUGAUGAGGAUCACUCUAACUCACCUGCUGGCAGCCAGAAUGAAGAUCGUAAUGUGGCAGAUGACGAUGACGAUGAUGACGAUGUCCAGUGGCAGACUGACACCUCAUUGGAGGCUGCUCGCCAGCGCAUUCAAGAGCAGCUCAGUGCCGUGACUGCUGAGAUGGUGAUGCUCUCAACUACAGAAGCAGAGAAGGAGAAGAAGACCGCACCAAAGGAAAAUGGAAACAAGGCAGCAGCAGGGGCAAAACCCACUCCUGAGCAAAACAGCUACGAAACCCUUGUUUCGGAGAUCAAGAGUAGACUGAGUAAAAGUUCGACGCCAAGCCAGCUCCAGUCUUUCCUCGGCUCUGCAGCAGGAACCCCACAAGAGAUUAUGUCAGCGCUAUUCGAAGCUCUUUUUGGAGGCCUUGGGAAAGGCUUUGCAAAGGAAGUGGGCAAGAAGAAGAAUUACCUGUCGGCUGCUGUUCAGGAUGAAGGGUCCCAGAUGCUUCUACUACGAGCUGUGGAGUCUUUCUGUGGGAAGGCAAGUGGAGAUGCGGUGAAGGAGGUUGCGAUUGCUCUCAAGGUUCUGUAUGAUGCUGAUCUGCUGGAGGAAGAGGUUAUAGUUCAGUGGUAUGAAGAGGGCUCGGGAGGAGACAGCCAGAAUGCGGAGUCUGAAUCUGAAGAGGAGUGA
Asparagus officinalis (garden asparagus) is the source of this 1801-nucleotide messenger RNA. Its product is annotated as eukaryotic translation initiation factor 5-like. The transcript has 2 exons. Gene Ontology annotation, molecular function: eukaryotic initiation factor eIF2 binding; GDP-dissociation inhibitor activity; translation initiation factor activity. The coding region runs from base 479 to 1801 and encodes 440 amino acids. Gene Ontology annotation, cellular component: cytosol. Lineage: Eukaryota; Viridiplantae; Streptophyta; Magnoliopsida; Asparagales; Asparagaceae. The record is from RefSeq and is a predicted model, not a curated record. Gene Ontology annotation, biological process: translational initiation; formation of cytoplasmic translation initiation complex; formation of translation preinitiation complex.